Molecule: messenger RNA, 1848 nt
Organism: Amaranthus tricolor (Joseph's coat)
Lineage: Eukaryota; Viridiplantae; Streptophyta; Magnoliopsida; Caryophyllales; Amaranthaceae
Product: GATA transcription factor 12-like
Exons: 3
Coding region: 251-1447 (398 amino acids)
Biological process (GO): regulation of DNA-templated transcription
Molecular function (GO): sequence-specific DNA binding; zinc ion binding
Source: RefSeq, a predicted model, not a curated record
CUUGUUUGUUUCUUCACUUCUCACACACACUACUCUCCUCUUGAUUUUUAUACCCAAAACUCUCUCUUUACCAUUCUCUUAUUCUUCCUUCUCUCUCUUUUCCCCUUUUUUCUCUCUCUAAAUUCCAUUCAACCACAACAUCACUCCCUCUCCUCUUCCACUUAUAUUCCUUCACUUCUCACACAUUAUUUUUUCAUACUCACUCAAAAUCUUUCAAACACAAACCUUAAAGAGAUUCCCGAGAAAAGAAAUGGAUGCUAAAUUUGGAAAUUUACAAUUACAAUGUCAACAACAAUUUGAUCAUGAAACAAAACCUACUUUUGAUCCUUUCACUGUUGAAGACCUUCUCAACUUACCACAUGAUGAUGAUAUUAUCAUCAAUCAAGAUGUUGAGCCUCACUUUGAUCAUUUUGAUGAUCAUCAUAAUCAGACAGCUGUAAUUCAAUCUAACUCUAAUUCUGAUUCAUCCACUGUUAAUCAUAUUGAUAACUCUAAUUCAUUUGACUCUCUUUUUCCUCUUCCCGGUGGGUCCCACUUAUUAGAUGAACUUAUUCAUGCACCACUUCCGUGUAUCCCGCUCAUAGAAAAUUAUGGUCAGGGUCUGGGGAGGGAAGAACGACAGCAGCUCAUACCCAUAGAGGAGAGUGCGGUCAAAAAGUCCCUCGACUCGAGAAAGUAUGCUGAAUUAGCUCAACUACAAUGGAUUUCAGAUUUUGUGGGAGAAGAUUCCUGCUCAAGUGAAAAUUUGAACAAACUUCUUGAUACUACGAUGUCGGCAAUGAAGGCCCGACCCGAUGAGUGUUCUGAGACCCAGUACUACCCACUUGAACCUGCUCGAGAUGAGUCGGUUUCAACUAGUCCGAUCUUUGACACGGAAAAAUCUGCGCCUACAAAGAAGGCAGCCCGAAGCAAGCGCUCUCGGACUCCCUCGGACAAUUGGGCGUCACGCCCGCUUGCCCUUGCUCACGGUGAUAGUGAGCCUAUUCAGGUUACAACGUCGACAAAGCCUGUCGGCUUAAAAAAAAAGGGCUCGGGUAUGGGUAGGCAUAGGUCGACAAUUGACUCGACCCAAGGGGGCGAGGCGAGAAAGUGCCUGCAUUGUGCAACGGACAAGACACCACAAUGGCGGUCCGGGCCCAUGGGCCCAAAGACGCUUUGUAAUGCUUGUGGAGUUCGAUACAAGUCGGGUCGAUUAGUCCCCGAGUAUCGACCUGCUGCAAGCCCGACUUUUGUAAUAGCACAGCAUUCGAACUCGCAUCGAAAAGUUUUGGAGCUCCAAAGACAAAAAAAUGCCAUGAGAUUGCAACAAAUGCAACAACAACAACAAUUUCAACAUGAUCAUUACAAUCAUCAUAUUCCAAAUAAUAGUAUGAUGUUCCACCCAUCUAACAAUGAUGAUUAUUUGAUCCAUCAACAUUUUGGUUCAGAUUUUAGGAACCUUAUUUAGUUCAUAACUAAGGUAAUUGUGUUAGUUAGGAAGGUAAAAGUUACAAGUAACAUCAAAGAACUUAAAAUUUUGAUCUUAUUAGAAGUGUUUUGGUACUAGUAGUCACAAUUUGUUAAGGCUUUUCUUUUUUUUUUUCCUAAAUUUGAUCUUUUGUUCAUUUCAAAAAUUUUGUUAGCAUCAUUUGGUCAAGGGAUUAAAACCCUAGCAUAAAACUUUAAGAAUACAAAGCACAUUGCAUUUUGUAGAUUAAUUGUUCAUGUAGUAUUCUUUUGAUUUUAUUUCUAAUUUUUAACUUAGUUUUUUGUUGUAAUAGUUCUUUCAAAUUAUUCUUAGCAUUGUAUAGCGAUUACUCUCAUUUUGUAUUUUAUUUUAAAAUUUUAUAUUCAAGCGAAAUCUUAUUU